ACCAAUCUUUUUAUUCAAAUUCGUAUCGCGUUGGAUGCAAAUUCCACAAGAUGGGAAUGCAUUAAAUACGAUGAACGUUUGAACCAUGUUGCUGUGAGAUACUCUGCGGCCGGGAUGCUCCAAGUGAGACUCGAUGUAACAUCAAAAUGCAGAGGGAAGAGCCCGAAUUCCAUGAUGAGCAGCCGCGCGUAACUCGUUCAUCUUCUCGCAUAACUGAUAGCAAUGUAGAAAAUGCUUUGCAAUGUACAAUAAUUAGACUGACAGCCCCGUCGAGAUAAAGGUGUAACGUACACCAAGGGGACGCGAUGGCAUCGCGGACAAGAAAGCGGUGGUGUGCGAACGGUGGUGUUUUAGUGCGACUGACGCUGACCCUUUCGGGUUUGUGUGCGGGUCAGUGCACGAAUAUUGGCCUGAUGACAAUGAUGACAACAACGACGACGAGGGCAUCGACGAUGGAAACGGGAACGAUGACGAUGACGGCUGGUGGCUCCAGGGAAUGCAUUGGAGUGGGUGUACGGACGAUGCAGUCUAAGAGUGAAGUAAAGCUAGCGGUGAUCGCGCCGGGUGAUCCUCACCACGAGCAGAGUCUGCAGAGGGUGUUACCCGCGGUAUUGCUAGCUGUGAAAUACGUCAGCUCACCCAGGGGACCUUUACCGGGAUGGAACAUCAAGGUGGACUAUCGCGACUCGUACUGCUCCAGCACUUACGGGCCCUUGGCCGCGUUCGACUUUUACAUCAACCAGACAGCAGACGCUUUCCUGGGCCCCGUGUGCGAUUACGUGAUCGCGCCCGUGGCAAGGUACGCGGGUGUGUGGGGUAUACCCGUACUGACAGCGGGUGCACAGGCGGAAGCAUUCCGUCAUAAAGGCCAGCAUUAUCCGACGUUAACCAGGAUGAUGGGCUCUCAUCGUUUGGUGGGUGAGGCGCUCAGACAUAUUCUACGCAGUUUUGGAUGGAAAAUCUGCGGUUUACUGUUUCACAAUCACGAGAUGGCCAGCAGUAAAGGCAAUUCCGAGUGUCAUUUCACACUGAGCGCCGUAUAUACGGCGCUCAAUCAAACGCCGGCGCAUAAGAGCUUCAACCAGGAGACAGCCGACACCGAUGAAUACAAGAAUUUGCUCAGUUUGAUCGCCAAAUCCGCACGGAUUAUAGUGAUGUGCGCUAAUUCAACGACCAUUCGGGAAAUAUUGCUAGCUGCCGAGGAGCUCGGGAUGGUAGACUCAGGGGAAUAUGUGUUCUUCUCGAUAGAGCUCUCCUCUAGCGAUAAUGAUUCCAAGGAGCCAUGGAGAGUCGAUGGUGACACAGACGAGAGGAACAAGAAGGCUCGAAAGGCUUAUCAGGCCUUAUUGACGGUGACGGCGCGCACUCCAGACAAUCUAGAGUAUCUGAAUUUUUCGCGUGAAGUUAAAUCCCUGGCUCAGAGCAAAUAUAACUUCAUUUUCGGUAACAGCUCAGUCUCAACCUUCGUAACGGCGUUUUACGAUGCUGUGUUGCUUUACGCUCUCGCCCUUAAAGAGAGUCUGCCAGAGAAGCCGGGUGAGGUCAACCUAGACGGCGGUAAUUUGACGCGGAGAAUGUGGGGGAAAAGUUUCAAGGGAAUAACUGGUGAUGUAAAUAUUGAUGAAAAUGGCGAUAGAAUUGCGGAUUAUUCUCUGCUAGACAUGGACCCGGAAACUUCCAGAUUCGAAAUUGUAGCCAAUUAUUACGGUGCGAAUAAAACAUUGGAAUAUAUCCCUGGGAAACAAAUUCACUGGGCUGGUGGUCGUUUAGAACCACCCCCGGAUACACCUACGUGCGGAUUCGACGGAUCAUUAUGUCCUGAUAAUUCUCUUCCGGGAUACGCUAUUCUCUCUAUGGUAUUGAGCUCCAUCGUGGUCGUCCUCGUCGUCGGUUCAGUAUUUAUUUAUCGGCGUUUCAAACUGGAAGCGGAAAUUGCCUCCAUGACAUGGAAAGUGCAUUGGGACGACUUAAUCGUGAUACCUAACGCGAAGACAAGAGGCUCUAUGUACUCCCUAAUCGCGAAUAAGUUUCGCGGUAGUGAACUGACGAUAUAUUCUGAAGAUAAUGCAAGUCUGCCAGAUGGUGUUGAUCGAAAUGUAUAUGUUCCAACGGGAUUUUAUAAGAACUCGAAAGUCGCAAUAAAACUCAUACCGAGGAAUAAAGUGGAGAUUUCAAGACCCUUGUUGCUGGAGCUAAAGCGGAUGAAGGAUCUCCAGCAUGAUCAUCUUGUACGAUUUUACGGUGCCUGUCUCGAGCCGCCGCAUUGUUGUCUCCUAACCGAAUACUGCCCCAAAGGAUCUCUCCAGGAUAUACUAGAGAACGAGCAGAUAAAGCUCGAUCGCGUGUUCAGAGGAUCCCUGAUACAUGAUAUCGUGCGUGGUAUGGCGUAUCUCCAUGCAUCGGAAGUGAAGAGUCACGGUAACCUCAAGUCUUCAAACUGCGUUGUUGAUUCACGAUUCGUCCUGAAAAUCGCCGACUUCGGCUUGCACGAGUUGAGAAGAAGUGCAGAUGUGGAUUCAGAUGGCGAUAAGAACAGUUACGCCUACUGGAGGAAACAGCUUUGGACAGCUCCGGAAUUGCUGAGGAUGGAGAGACAACUGCCCGAAGGCACUCAGAAAGGCGACGUGUACAGCUUUGCUAUAAUCGUUCACGAGAUCGUGAUGCGCCAAGGGCCAUUCUACUUGGGAGACAAUAACGAACUCUCUCCAAAGGAAAUAAUAGAAGGUAUUAGAAGAGGUGGUGGUUCACCCUUAAGGCCUGUAAUAGACGCCGCUUCCGUUGAAGAAGAGGUAGCUACUCUAAUGAGACGAUGUUGGGCGCAAGAGGCCGCGGACCGACCGGAUUUUCCUGCGCUGAAGCAGACGAUUCGUAAAAUUAAUAAAGACUAUGAGAGCAGCAAUAUCCUGGACAAUUUAUUAUCCCGCAUGGAGCAGUACGCCACGAAUUUAGAAACGCUGGUAGAAGAACGUACGGCUGACUAUCUCGAGGAGAAACGUAAAUGCGAGGAACUUCUUUACCAGUUAUUACCAAAAUCAGUGGCGUCGCAGUUGAUCCUCGGGCAAAGCGUGAUCGCCGAGACAUAUGAUCAAGUGACAAUUUACUUUAGCGACAUCGUAGGCUUCACGAGUCUGUCUGCCGAGAGCACGCCUCUGCAGGUGGUCGAUCUGCUGAACGACCUCUACACGUGUUUCGAUUCCAUUAUCGAGAACUUCGACGUUUACAAGGUGGAAACAAUAGGGGAUGCUUACAUGGUCGUAUCAGGAUUACCAGUGAGAAACGGAAUGAAUCACGCUAGAGAAAUUGCGAGGAUGAGUUUAGCCCUCAGGGAUACGGUAAUGACAUUCAGUAUUCGCCAUAGACCAACCGAGCAAUUAAAACUUCGUAUUGGCAUGCAUUCUGGACCAUGCGUGGCUGGUGUAGUAGGUCUUAAAAUGCCUAGAUACUGCCUGUUCGGCGAUACGGUCAACACAGCAUCCAGGAUGGAGAGUAACGGUGAAGCUUUGAAGAUUCAUGUCAGUCCAAAGACGAAGGAAAUCCUAGAUACAUUUGGCACAUUCGAACUCGUCUGCAGAGGAGAAGUUAUAUUGAAGGGUAAAGGUCCGAUGACUACUUAUUGGUUGAUGGGCGAAAAACCGACAAAUAACAAUGUGCAACAGGCAAAUCCCACAACGACCGUCGGCCAAAUAUCGAUUCUUCAGGAUCAGCCUCCUAUCACCACGCAAAUUCAAACGACGCAGACGAAGCAACAGGAGCAGCGGGCGCUCUCGUCCGUCAACCAGCAAAACAAAUUUCAGGGUCAAUCGGACCAGCCGUACCCGACUCAGCAAUCGAUUCAGUCGAGGAGUCAGGAGCCACGACAGCAGGGACAUCCGGGUCAGCAGAGACCGCAGGAAUUGCAGCACCAGGGUUUAAUGGCCACCCAAUCGCGAUGCCAAGCGGUUCAGACCAAUCCGUCGUCGACCAUGAACCAGAUUCAGGGUCAAAGGUCCGCAACGGUUAAUCCUGCUUGCGUAACUGAAAACGGCGCGCCCAAAUCGGUGGUCGCAUCGCGUACCGUCGCCAUGACGCCGAGCAACUCCUCGCCGUCCCGCAAUCGCACGAGUGGACCGCCGAGCGCAAACAACUCCAUGCACCAGGUAUAUCCGACGGCCGAGAGCAUGCCCAAUCACACUGAGAGCGGUCCCAAUGCGCCGCUCCUGUUACCUGCUGGCGCGGUCCCCAGAGUCUAGUUCCCCUAAGAUGUGCUUUCUUGGCGAUGUUUAUCUUGCCA
Trachymyrmex septentrionalis is the source of this 4270-nucleotide messenger RNA. Its product is annotated as atrial natriuretic peptide receptor 1-like. Gene Ontology annotation, biological process: cGMP biosynthetic process; protein phosphorylation; intracellular signal transduction. Bases 306 to 4229 code for a protein of 1307 amino acids. The record is from RefSeq and is a predicted model, not a curated record. The transcript has 21 exons. NCBI's taxonomy places the organism in Eukaryota, Metazoa, Arthropoda, Insecta, Hymenoptera, Formicidae. Gene Ontology annotation, cellular component: membrane. Gene Ontology annotation, molecular function: guanylate cyclase activity; protein kinase activity; ATP binding.